Molecule: messenger RNA, 5670 nt
Organism: Caenorhabditis auriculariae
Lineage: Eukaryota; Metazoa; Nematoda; Chromadorea; Rhabditida; Rhabditidae
Source: the annotation of a GenBank genome assembly
AUGUGCGACUCCGGCAGCCCUCUUGUGAAAGGAAUCUUGAAGAAGCCGAAAGAGGAUCACACAAUUUAUAUCCAUGAAGAUGCGUGGCUUCUUGUGAGUUUUCAUAAUAAACAAAAGUAGCACUUGGAAGUCACCUUCUCUAGAAAUAGAAAUAAGCUUCUGGUUGCUUAUUAUAAAAUGAUUCUUUUCAGCCCGAGCACGACAACGAACCCGUGUAUGACCCCAGAGACACCAGCGUGCGUUUUUUUUUCUAAAUAUAUUUUUCUCUAGAGAAAAUUAUCAGGCUAAGUCACUAUUUUUUCAGUUCGAGAGCUAUGACCCCCGCGAUGCCCCGGCAACUUGGCGAAUGAAGGUAACAUUUCUCUCAGAAAAAAAAAACAUUGACGCCUUUUUUUCAGUACUGGAACUUUAAGCGACACCUGGCUAUUUUGUUCCAGAAGAAAAGAGCUCCCUACGUUGAGGUAAGAAGGCAAUACAGUUUGAAUAAUCAUGAACUUUCAGAACGAUUACACUGAAAUCUUGUUCCAACGAGUUGCGGAAAGUAAAGAUUUUGAGAGUACUCCGUUCUCGGUGAGUCAGCUUUCAAAAAAUGAAUGAAUAUUUUUUUUGACACGAGAGUUGAGUCCGAUAAAAUGUUGAACAUAUACUUUUUGUUCAACUACCAAGUCUCUGACAAAAGAAUUAAAAGUUCUUAAGACUCGAACAAUAAUCUAUUAGUGCAAACUUUUCAUUGCACUCAGAACUUCGUUUUUUUCAGAUCCAUUCGUCGCCGAACAACCGGACUUCUCCAGUCAAAGUAAGAAGAAGAAAUGAAGUUUUUUUAAAUACAAGCAAAAAUUUUAGGUGUGGAGUCUCGAGUCGUCUCCUCGUCUUGUUUGCGGAACAGAUUUUUAUCCACAAAAAGACGUGAGUUUCAGAUCAAUAUGAAGACUUCUUUUUUUCCAAAAAAAAUCCAAUUGAUUGACAUUUAAACAAGAACUUCAGGCUGUCAUGGCCGGAAUAGACGUCGAAAGGCACACUGUGGUGCAAUUCCAUCCGGAGCGUCGAUGCGUUACUUUUGAUGUUCGGAGUUUGAUAAUUUCAUCUUUUAACAAAAUUUUCCAGGUGGAUUCUGCGCCGGAAGCGAUUGGUUGGGCUGUUGAGUCAUCCGCAAUUUCUUCCGACGGGCUUCUCUCGACAUGGGAUUCCACUUUGGAGGCUUUCAGCCGGGACUUGAUCCCCCGGACGCCUCCAUUUUUCUCGACUCCUUGUUCUUCGUCUGUGAUCAAGGUUAGUUGAGCUCUUUCAUUGCCAAAAAACUUCAAAACUGAGGCAACACAUUCUAUUUUUUUUUACGUGAUUUGAUUUGAAAUCCGUUUUUUUGUCACAGUAACUGAAUUUUUUCAGGACGACUGGCAGGAAGGAACGCCUAUCCGUGCUCUCGAAUGGUCGACGACGUUUUCCGAUGGCCUGCUGUCGUCAACGGAUCCCACCUUGGAGGCUAUCAGCCGGGACUUGAUUCCCCGGACGCCUCAAUCGUCUUCUACACGUUGUUCUCUUGAUUUGGAGACCACGUCUUCCAACGGAUUGUUGUCGACACUGACGUCUACUCUGUGCACAACGUCUUCCGGUCUUCUCUUUUCGAGUCCAUCUCUGACAAGAAGUCUUUCGUCUUCUCGCCUUUCUCUCAGGGUGAGUCAUAUUUGAACUCAUUUUCACUUCUCCGAGAAUGGAAGACAUUCUCACGCAUUCUAGCACGUUUUCCAGAACUUCCAUGUCCGUGGGGACCGAGAAAACGCCAAGAAUAUGAUCACCUCCAUGUGCGAACGAUCGUCCAGUGAACAACUUCUUGUAAGAAGAAUGAAUAAUAAGGUAACUUUUGCGAAAUUGAACGAGAUUACGAAGAACGAUUUUUCAGUUCAAGGAGCUGAUGUCCGAAGCUUCGGAUGAGUCGCCGGAAUACAACGAGAGUAUCACGACCAACGCUGCCAGCGACCAUUCAGUCCUGAUCCCCAACUUCUCUGGAUUGAGAAACGCGGUACAUUUUUUCUGAUAAUUUAUUUGAUCAUUUCUUCUUGACAAGGUGUCAUGCAAAUACGAAAAAAAUUACAAAAAAGUUUUUGGUUGUAUGGGCUAAUUUCGUGUGAGAAAGUUGGGCUGAUAAUGUUUGGGAAAAAUCUUUCAUACUUUCCGCUCAAUCCUCUUGAAGUACGAGCAUGACAUUUCUAUGAAAAAUAGGCGAUUUCAACCGAAAUUCUCACCUAGUACCUAUUUCAGAUCUCCACUGGAUCCUUCGAGGUCGUCGCCACGUUCGAAGCCGCAUCCGAAUCUUUCUCCAGGUAAGCUUAUUCAGCCUUAGUGAAAAAAACUAUUUGGAUUUCAGAAUGGAUGUGUAUGCGAGCGUCGAGGAAAGCCUCGAAAUGUUGGGCGACGUCAAAUCGGCGGCUAUCAAAGAAGGCAUCCGUGUGACGGGGUUUGUCAGAAACAGAAAAAUUCAGCAAAAAGAUAUUUUCAGAUUUGUGAGCUGUGCCAUUGGCUGUCCCUGCGAAGGUAAAGUUUUGCCUGCUCAUCUGGCUCAGAUCACAAAACUCUUGCUCCGCUUUGGUUGCGCUGAAGGUGAGGAUUUUUUCCAUUGUUGGGUAUUUCGUAGAAAAUUGGUGCUUGGAAUAACAAAGUUGGGAUCCGUGUCUCUUGGUUCUGCAGGACUCUGAUAAAGACGUUCAAAAAAAAAGUGAAGUCAAAAUCUUACAUUGUGAAUUUUUUAUGCUUCCCUUCUUAUCACGCUUUUCGUGAUUUUAAUAAUUUACGAAAAACUUUUUCAGUCCACGUCAAAGAGACAAAAAGUCGCACUGACGGAUUCAGCGGGAGACUUUAUCAAUAUUCGGCUCACGUCUACUCCCACGGAUGGAACUGCGGUACCGUCUGAAAACGCCAACGACAUGACACUUGUGGAUAUUCACAUUCCUGUCCAGGUCAGUAAUCUGAAAUUUGCUUGCACUUUUGUUUUGAUUAUGAAAAUCCAGUGUAAUUCUCGGAGUCAAGUAAUAAUUCUUCAUUUGAUUCAUGACAAGAGCCGAAAAAGUUAGGAUAAAAAAAUCUUUAUUUUUUUCUUAAUUCAUAUAUAACUCUUUUUUUCAGAAAGGAAUUUGUGUUGGAAACACGUCGAUCGGGGGAAUCUAACGGAGUCCCUCAUCUGCCGUCUAAGGACAACACCGGGGAAGAAGCCGACGUCGUCAUCUACAAAUUCUAGUUACUUGUGCCAUUUUUUUUGUCAUUGAUUUUGCUUUUCUUGGAAUUCUAGCCCGUUUUCGUCUGUAAAUUCUUAUCCUUUGCGUCUGGUAACUUUUUCUAUUGUCUGUGAAUACCUUUUGCGUCGAAUAAAUCUUUCUUUCUCAGUCUUAAUUUUUGUAGAAUUACAGUUUCAGUCUGUUCAUACAUUCAUGCCGUGUUCAAAGUAAUUUCCGCGAAAUGCAAAAAUACCCGUUAGAGAAAGGAAAAAGAUCACUUAAUUUUUGGAGAAUCAGAGAUCAUUUUGCAUUUCGCGGAAAUUACUUUGAACACGGCAUCAGAAGAGCGAAUAAAUCAUAACCAAAAAUUUGCAAGACGCUUCAUGUCAGAAUGGUUGCAAAGAGAAGGCGAACAAAACUACGAUCCUGUCAGAUUCGCCAUAGAAGUCCUAAGGAUUAUCAAGAAGUUGAGUUUUUUUUUUCGGUUCGUAUGUUUUCUUCAAACCAUUUUCAGCAAUCGCCGCCUUCGUUCGACUUUCUUCAAAAUUUCCGCCCUCUACGCGACGAUCAGACUUUCUCGGAGGAGCAGCAGUUUGUUCAAAAACCGAUGAUGAAUAAUAGAGAAGGAUGUUAUUAGAUUAUUACAACUGAAAAAAAUAAAAAGUUUUUUUCAGGUCUCUGUGCCCCUAAACAGCCAACCAAAAGAGAGGUCUUGAUCACGAAGAUAAAGUUUCCUGCUUCAGAAUUUUUAAUAAAUAUUUUUAGUAUUUUUGACUCUUUCAUUGGCGCUUGGACUGGACAUAAAUGAAAAAUAUUAAAUUGGAGUCGUUGAAAAACAACGAGAGUAAAGGCUUCAAAAAGUCGACAUUGUCUUCACCCCACUCAAAGUUAGUUUUUCCCGUUAGCAGAAGGAUAAUUUUCAGUUGCCCAGAUUUUCAAAUAUUCUUGUGACCUCUCAAGGAAAGGUUCGUGUCACGAUAUCCUCGCUCAACAGGCUGCUCUCAUGUAGGAGCAACACUGUAACCUCGCCACGACGACUUGUUCUACGCCAGGACGACUUAAUAUAUUUCGGUAUAUCGAUCUUAUUUUUCCUACUGAAGUGAAAUGCAUGCACAUGGUUAUGAUAAUGAGCUUUGAAGAGCUUUGUAAACACUUGAGAAACACAAAAAGUCGCAAGAAAACAAGAAAGAAUUGGAGAAAAAAAGUAUUUAUUGUAUUUUUUUCGAAAAUUUCAAAAUUGACAAGUGAUGAUAAAAAUUACACGGUUAGAUAGAGAAUCGAACAGAGAUCACAGCUAUAUAAUUUUUAUCACAAAAAGACCAACUUUGAAAACCAAGCAUACUGUAGCUCUGCGCGCGCCCUGCGUAUCUAUGGUUAUCGUUCUCUGCGCCCUCCGCGGCGAGAGAGUACUCGCUUUUUCAAAUCUUCCCCACAUAUUUCAGUUUUUUUAUAAGUUCAUUUUUCAUCCGUUUUCUGUUCUGUUUUUUUGUAUUAAUGUUCUAAACAAGAUGGAGAACACGUAGCUUUAAUGUUCCAUGUGUUAUUUUCAGUUUUAGAAUUAGUUUGCACUGUUUAUCGCUAUUUUUUUAGUGUUUAGGUUCACAACUUCUGUUUCGAUUUGGUUUUUUUAUUCUGUUUUCACAUAUAUCAUUCUAAUAAGUUUUUUUAAACAAUCUCACAUAAUGAUUUCAUGUGUUGCUUGAAGUUUUUUCUGUCUUUUUUUGAAUAUAGGCUGUUUUUUUAUUCAAAAAUUUUUCGAAGUUCUGUUAGUCUUUACUGUUUUAUUUUUUUACACUGGAAAUAACUGAAGGGUUUUUUUGGUAAUGUGAGGUAUGUUCUGUUUCAUACUAGAAAUUUGUUUCUAAUAGUCACAAGAACCGCUUUUUAUUUUUUUGUUUUCGCUUCUCUUUGGCACCUCUUUUCGUUCAUUUCUCUCAUUUGAUGAUUUUUUUCAGCAAUCUUCGCGGACGUUCUUCAAUCUGUCUCAUAUAUUCAAAACGAUCAGAAUGGUUUGGAGAAGCCGCAGUUUCUCCGGAACGUGUGAUUUGACACUGAGAAGGUUGUUAACAGAUUAUAACAACUGAAGAAAGAGUAUUUUUCAGGUUUAUGAACCCACAGAGGUCGAUUUCACCAGCCGAUCGAAUAAGAGAUCGUGGUCUCAAAGGUAAAAAUAUGAUCAUAUGACAAAUUUAACACGUUUUUUUAAGAUUGUCAAGUCGCCUUUGGGCGCUCAAACUGACCACAAAAACAAGUUUCGAAUUGAAUGAGUCGAGGAGCAACGAGAUAAAGUGGAUUCAAGCGGGAAACGACAGCGUCCGAAUCUUCAUCGAUGUAAGCUUUUCUUUUUUAAAACAUGGAGAACUAUCAAACUGGCUAGGUUUUCACCUAUUUUCAUGAUCUUCCAGUGAAAUUUUUCGAGUCGCGGCUCGUCGCUCAACGGUUUUUGGCGAAUGCUCUCAUGUAG